AUGGAUCCCAGUGAAGUAGAAUUUCUCGCUGAAAAAGAAUUGGUGUCUAUCGUGCCAAAUUUCAGUUUCGACAUGAUUCAUUUGAUUUCGGGAUCAGUGGGCCCGUUUCGAGCUGGUUUACCUGUCAAAGUUCCGAUUUGGCUGGCAGUGAAUCUGAAACAGCAGCAAAAAUGUCGUAUUCUUAAUAAAGAGUGGAUGAAUGCGGAGAGUUUGAACGAGGCGAAAGAGGAAGAAAAAUUAUCUAAAUUAUUUACAAGAAUGCCUAGUAAUCAUUAUAUUGAUGAAGCACAGCUUUUACUGAGUGUUGCAAGUGAUGAUAUCUCUGAUGCAGACACAAUAAGGACAGCAAUAAAGGAUAUAUGGGACAUAAGAAUGUCUAAACUUCGUACAUCUAUAGAUGCAUUCUUGAAGAGUGAAGGAUUGCAUGCAAAAUUAGACCAUCUGACUGCUAUGGAGAUCAACAGUGUACGUCCAUUACUGCCACAUGCUCUAGAUCAAAUGCUGAGGAUUCAAACUGUAUGUGCAGAUCUGGUAAAGCAGGCACAAUCUCAACAGACAGAGAAUUCACAAUAA
Molecule: messenger RNA, 573 nt
Organism: Habropoda laboriosa
Lineage: Eukaryota; Metazoa; Arthropoda; Insecta; Hymenoptera; Apidae
Gene: Psf2
Product: probable DNA replication complex GINS protein PSF2
Exons: 4
Coding region: 1-573 (190 amino acids)
Biological process (GO): double-strand break repair via break-induced replication; DNA replication
Cellular component (GO): GINS complex; nucleus
Source: RefSeq, a predicted model, not a curated record